AUGGAAUCGAGCUCUAAACGUCGCAAGCUCGAGCACUCGGGCUCCGGUAUAAAGCAUACCAACCUGAUCGAUUUCGAGUCCGGAAGCGCCACCCGUUUAUCCACAGCAAGCAUCUUCACUCUGCAGACGGAUGAGCUACUCAGAGGCGCCAAAGUCGACUACGCCAAAACCCUGAAAGAUGCAGAUGAGCAAUUGUAUAAGCUUAAGGGGAUCAUAGACUCUAUCGAAGGUCAUGGUCCUGAGCCUCUUGGCGAAGCAACCUCGAAAUUCGAGAAGAAACACCACAUUACCGUGCCCUACCCCGAGCCGAGACCCGCCAAGGAUGUCCCGUACCAACUAUCAUUCGAAAAGCCAGCACAAGUGAACGUUGUGGGCAGCUAUGUGGCCAGGUCUAUGGUUAAGACCCAGUCGCGCUUUUGCGUCGACAUGAUCGUGCAGAUGCCCAAGACCAUGUUCCAAGACAAGGACUACCAGAACAUGCGCUACUUCUAUCGAAGGGCAUACUACAUUGCUUACAUUGCGUCGCAAGUGCGGAACGAGCUAGGCGACUCAAUGGAUCUCAGUUUCGAGUUCCUUCACGAUAAUCGCCUGUUGCCCGUUCUCCUCAUUACGCCCAAACCAGCGGAAGAAAAUGGGAAAUCGGUGAGCCAAAAGAAGAAGAAGACAGGCGCUUCUGGCCAUUCUAUCAGGGUGAUCCCCUGCGCUCCUGAAGAUCUCCUUCCAACUUCGAAGCUGGUCCCAUCGUUCAACUCCAACCGAGGAAAUGAGAAAGACGACAAAACUGCAACGCGUGGCACUCCAUUUUACAACUCUACCCUUAAAGCUGAGGCGACCUUUGUCACCUAUCUACGGACUCUUACCCGCGCAAAGAAGGACUGCCCGGCCUUCCCUGAUGCCUGCAUUCUGGGCCGGACAUGGCUGCAACAGCGAGGUUUUGGCUCUUCCAUUUCACAAGGCGGUUUCGGCCAUUUUGAGUGGUCUUUACUCCUUGCUUUGCUUCUCCAAACUGGCGGACGAAAUGGGAAGGCGACACUCUCAAACUCCCUCAGUGCCACGGAAAUUUUCAAGGCCGCUGUUCAAUUUCUCUCUGAUACCGACUUCAACAAAAAGCCAACUAUAUUAGGAGCCUUCAAUGGCACUCUUGAUGCAGUCCGAGAAACUGGCCCGGUUCUAUAUGACCCUUCAACCAGCCUUAAUGUGCUGUUCAAAAUGCAUCCUUGGUCGGCAAGCUUGCUGCAGCAAUAUGCUAAAUCUACCACUGAUCUCCUCUCGGACGAAGCAGCUGAUAAAUUUGAGCCGAUCUUUAUUGUCAAGGCCGAUAUUCUCUCGCAAAUUUACGAUGCAACUUUUACUAUUAAAAGUCAGGACAUGACAAAGUCAUCGGGGUCACCAGAUCGACGCGGUGCUGUGUCGGAGUUCAGCCUCGAGGCUUACAAAGUGUUGAAGAAGGCAUAUGGAGGCCGCGCUCAAUUACUGCAUAUCCAAUCCCCUACCACAAGCAAAUGGUCUCUCGGGGCAAAUCCUCCAUCCGAGCACGACCACGUAACUAUUGGCGUGACAUUCCAAUUUGCCCAGAUGUCCCGCCAGAUGGAGCAUGGCCCCCCUGCAGAGGAGCAAAAGGAAGCCGCCAGGUUCCGCCAAUUUUGGGGUGAAAAGGCAGAGCUAAGGCGAUUCAAAGAUGGCAGUAUCCUGGAAUGCGUUGAAUGGCAAAGCCGCCUCCCAUUCCAGGUUUGCGAGGAGAUUGCCCGUUAUAUUCUUGCACGACAUCUUAAGUUGACCCAAGAGGAAGUCUCUUUCCAUGGUCCAGGGCUUCACUCUGUACUGAAUUUUUCAAACAUGGACAAAGAUGCCUUCGACUCGGCGCGAAAGGCCUUCCAGACUUUCGAGCAUGAUAUUCGAACUCUCGAAGAUCUCCCAUUACAGAUACGACAGUUAUCCCAGGUUUCGUCUUAUGCCCGAUAUUCAUCAUUGUACCCUCCCAUGCUAGGCUUCCACACGGGCUCUAUUCAGCCAAUGGAGGUCAAUAUGCAUUUUGAGGCCUCGAAUAAAUGGCCUGAAAAUCUCAUUGCCAUUCAAGAAGCCAAAAUAGAAUUUCUUCUCGACAUCGACAGGCGCCUCAGCGGAGCCCAUGAGAACAUCACUACUUACCUUGGGAGAGAAAACAGAGAUGUUGGGGUAGAGAAUUUGGCCUACCUCGAUGUUGUGUAUGAAAACGGUGCAGCCUUCCGAGUGAGGGUACACUGCGAUCUAGAGGAGGUUCUCCUUGGACGGCAAGUGAUGAACAAGACCCUUGAUCACUAUAUCCGGGAUGAGGCCGAGGAAACACUGGCCAGCGUCAACUGGCAGUACAGUACUCUGGCAUUGCACACACAGAUGAUUGCCACUUUCUGCACCCGAUUCCACGCUCUUUCCCAGUCCAUCCGUCUGGUGAAGGAAUGGUUCAAUGCUCACAAGCUGAUGGGGCACAUCAGUGAGGAGGUCAUCGAACUGCUGGUGCUCCAUGUUUUCCUCACCCCUUACCCCUGGAAGAUGCCCUCAUCGGCUUCAACAGGGUUCUUGCGCACUUUGGAUUUCCUCGCAAGAUGGAAUUGGAAAGAAGAGCCGCUCAUUGUUGACUCAGCCGAGUCUCUGUCGAUCGACGAGCGCUCCGCAAUCUACAAGAAUCUCGAAACCUGGCGAAAGAGAGAUCCCAACAUGAACAACGUCGUCCUCUUCAUUGCGACGUCGCAUGACCAAUCAGGUCGUGCGUACACCCGCCGCAACCCCUCGAAGCUCAUUGCAUCGCGCAUGACCAGGCUAGCUCAAGCCGCCUGCAAGCUAGUCAAGGAGAAGGACUACCGCCUAGAUCCUGCUCAGCUGUUUGAGACAUCUCUCAGCGACUACGAUGUUCUCUUCCACCUCUCACCCAAGGCUGUCAAGUCCAUCCUACGCGAAGCCGCCGCGGAGCCUGGUGUUCGAAAGCAGUCACAGUUCAAGAACCUCGAUGACCGUACCGGCAAGGUGCCUCUUCCGAUCCGUGCGCACCCCAUCGAGGUCCUUCUCGAAGAGCUUCAGCGCGUGUACGAUGAUACCUUGAUCUUCUUCCGUGCUGGGGUUGAAGGAAUUGCCGACGAGGACAGUGACCACAUCAUUGGCGCCAUCUGGAACCCUCGUUUGCAACAGCAAAAGUUCAGGGCUGGACUGCCAUACAAUAUCCGCAAGGUACCCAACGCAGAAGGCGAUGUUGUGGAAGUAAACCGCCAAGCCGUACUACUUGAGAUUGCCAGGAUCGGCGGGGAGAUGAUCAAGAAGAUCGAGGAGCUAGAAGAGGACGACUAA
Messenger RNA from Clonostachys byssicola, 3318 nucleotides. NCBI's taxonomy places the organism in Eukaryota, Fungi, Ascomycota, Sordariomycetes, Hypocreales, Bionectriaceae. The record is from the annotation of a GenBank genome assembly.